Messenger RNA from Cryptomeria japonica (Japanese cedar), 3393 nucleotides. RefSeq lists its product as uncharacterized. Lineage: Eukaryota; Viridiplantae; Streptophyta; Pinopsida; Cupressales; Cupressaceae. Gene Ontology annotation, cellular component: plasma membrane. The transcript is spliced from 21 exons. The record is from RefSeq and is a predicted model, not a curated record. Bases 527 to 3088 code for a protein of 853 amino acids.
UACAUGUUAGAUCGCUAUUUCACAAGUUUUGUUGAGCUCGACAGCUGUCAGUGGCAUGUAACGUACGACGGGCGCAGGCAGUAAAUGUGACCACUGUCACUCAGUUGUAACUAAAUGGCUAAAGUUGUAUAGAUAGGUAGGUGCAAGUUUUUAUAGAAAGAAUGUUGCUGUAUAAUUAUUAAUUCAUUUCUGUGGCUGGCAAGGAAUUUUUAUACAGCAAGAUUGGGGCAAAAUACAAGUCUGUUAGAAAACAGACAGUUCUACAAAUUCAGGGUUUGGGAAACCAUUGUCCUCUUGCUAAUUUUUUUCGUCUGUCUGAUCGAAGUCUAGUAAAGAUCUAGUCGCCCUUUGAAAAUAGAGGGUCGGGAGGAGCCUUCUCUGAAACAGCAGGCGUUAGAUUAUUUUCGUUUUCUUUUUCUGGUAUUUGUAAACGUUGACCGGGUUAUAUUUAUUAUUUGUAUUUUUAUUUUGAGACUAGAUCUCAGGCUCGGUUCAAUGGGACUGGAACCCUUGACCUAUUAGGUGGAUGGCUCAUGUGGCGAUGGGGGCAUACGCAAGGGGUGGGGAUUAUGAAAGGAUAACAGGGGGGGGUUAUAGCAGUAGAGAGGCUCAGGGGAAUACUUCUUUUUACAGGGAAGGGAAUAAUAGUCAGCUGGAGUAUUUGAAUUUUGCAAGGGCUUCGGAGGGCAACAGGGUAGCUGGGGAUGGAGUUGUGCCGGAAUCGGGAUAUUUUCCGACUAUUGCAGGGGUGAUUGGUCAGGUGCCUGAUAGAUUGGGGGCACUUCAGUUAACAGAGCAGCAGGGGGGUUUGGGGAGGCCCUCUUCACCUUCAGAAAAUCUGCUGCAGGCAAUAAAGGCUGUGGAGGUAGCUGAAACUGCUAUCAUCGAACAGAUGCAAGAGAAUGAACACUUGAGGACUGAACUUAAGUUUACAAAUUGGGAACUUCAAAAUUAUAAACAAGAACCUGCAUCUUCAAGACAGCCUGAAGAGAAUUCAUUUCAAGCAUCUCAGAAGGCAGGUAUGCACUCACCUCCGAAAAAAAAUGGUGUGGAAGAUUAUGGAGCUGUUCCUUCUUUGAAUGGACAAAGAUCACCGAGUAAUGGGUCCCAACCUGAUUUUCAAAGAACAUUAGUUGUCCAUCAGGGCCUUCUACCUGAGUAUAGCAGUCAGGCAACACCUCCUCCUGCUGGCUUGUCAACAAGUCGAAAUAAUCCUGCAAGCAAUGUGUUAAACUCAAAUCCGAGAGGGUUGAAUCAGGGGGUUACUACUGGACAAGCUGCUGCUGAUUAUAGUACUUUUUCUCAGAUUUCUUCGCCAUCUUCAAGAUCUGUUUCUCCCAAUAGGUACCACAGAGAAGGCGAUUUGGAUUCUAGGGCUCCAUUAUCUGGUCAAGGCUUGUUACGGUCACCUGAAAUUACUAGUCAGAGCAACCUAUGGAAGCAGCAGGAUUGGUUUCUAAGGGGCAGGGCGCAGGAGGAGGAGAUUCUGCAACUUCGAAAACGUCUCGCAGAUAAUGCUAUCAAGGAGCUAAAACUGCACAAUGAAAAGCAUGUACUGGAAAAACGAAUUGCUACAAUGCGCAUGGCAUUUGAUCAGCAGCAACAGGAUCUUGUGGAUGCUGCCUCAAAGGCACUCUCAUAUAGACAUGAUAUUAUGGAGGAAAAUAUUCGACUAACAUAUGAAUUACAAGCUGCAGAGCAAGAGCGAUCAGCUUUUGUAUCAGCACUGUUGCCUUUGUUGGCAGAAUAUGAUUUCCAACCUGCUGUUACGGAUGCUCAUUCAAUUGUCAGCAAUGUCAAGGUUUUAAUACAACAUCUGCAUGAGAAACUUAAUCUUAGUGAGGCAAAGUUGAAGGAUUCACAAUAUCAUUUGACAGCUUGGCGAGCCGAUCCAGCAUAUCAAUCUCCUUACGCUCCACAGUCACCUUUCCAUCCAAAUAGUGACCAUUCAAAUCCCACACCGAAUACACAUGGUCUUGAGAUUGUGCCUCAGCCAGCAUAUGCAAAAGGAAGAAUGCCUGCUUCCCCUCCUCCUCGUGGCUAUAAUGGCGGAGACUGGGAUCCCUCAGCAGGGAAAUAUCAGCAUGCGGGUAUUAGUAGUGACUUGUAUCAUGGUACAGCCCAUGAUCACUUGAGGCAACCGCCAUAUUCUCAUUCAUCAAAUGAGACCUAUGAACACCAAGCACAUGCUGUUAGUCCUGCACCAGCACCAAAUGAUUUGCGUUCAGUGUUACCUAGUGAUGAAGAGCCUUCUAUGCAUGUGCCAAUGAAUGAUCCUUUCAGUGACAGUGAGUAUGAAGAUACUCCAGGGAGUGGAGCCAUGAAGGAAAAAGACCAUACACAAAGGGAAGGACGUUCUCCGCAUUUGCCGACCCUACAAGAAGAGCCCAAUUCUUCUAACUCAGAAGAAGACGACCCUCUACCUGCAAUAGAAAAUCUUCAAAUUGUUGGUGAAGCUGUACCCGGGAGUAUGUUGCAAGCAUGUGGAUUUUCCAUCAAUGGGACGACACUUUGUGUUUUUCAGUGGGUGCGUCACUUACAAGAUGGAACUAUGGUAUACAUUGAGGGGGCAGCUCAACCUGAUUAUACUGUUACUGCCGAUGAUGUUGAUGCACUCAUUGCAAUUGAAUGUGUCCCAAUGGAUGAUAGAAACAGAAAGGGUGAACUAGUCAAGGUUUUUGCAAAUGAUCAGAAUAAAAUAAUUUGUGAGUCCACUAUGCAAGACCAAAUAGAGAGUUAUUUUUUUGCAGGACAGGCGGUAUUUGAUGUUCAGUUAGCAGUUGGUACACUUGAUAUUUGGGAGCCUGCUGUUUUGACUUUGAAAAGGUCAAAUUAUGAGAUAAAGGGUAACAGGCAGCGUAGGGUGGCUGUUAGUGAGAAGUAUACCUCUGAACUAAAUAUUGUGAUUCCCUAUGGACAUCAAGCACAAUUUGUGUUAACAAGUUCUGGUGGAGUUAGUAUUGCUUUAAGUUCAAGCGAGGAUAACUCGAAAAUGCGAGAUACUAUUGUCCUUACGAUGAGGUUGUUUAAGAAGCAGGCGCUGGAGAAGAGAAAGGGAAAAAAGAAGUUCAUCUUUUUGCCAAAAUAGUUUUCCUACAAGUCAUGGUUGGAAAUUUACCAUAUGCAUAAUUUUAAAAUUGUAUCACUAGGCAAGCAACAGUCGUGUACAGUUGUAUUUGUGUAUCAGAAUCAACACAAUAUUUCUUUAUGUUACUUGAUUGGAGUAAAAGCUUGGCUUUUGAAAAAUAAAGGAAAACUUUGGUUUUCUAGCGUACGUUUUACAGGUUUUUCAAAUGUCUGUUUAUUUAACAUUUUCCAAAUUCGGAAUGUGCCUUUCCAAUGUUUUAACUGCUGGGAGCUGUAGAGUUAUUGAAAAGAGAAAUUUUAUUCUGA